UCGCUGUGUCGUAGUGGCCGCACCUUUUUAUGUGCUCCGCUGAAAACAAGCUUGGAGUCGCCCGCGUAAGCCUUCCCCCUGACUAGCAUAUACGCCACUCCAGCCCCCUUCGCGUACAGGUGUAUCUGCGUAUAGCCUUAGCAUAUACUCCGCUGGGUUUAGUUAUACGCAUCCUCGUCCUCGUCCUCGUCUCCCUAUUCAUCAGGUGUCUUGCGUAAGGACCCUGACGCUGGCGGGGACGGCCUGGUGGAGGCUGACGCGCCGCGGCCACACCUUCCAGAUCUGGUGACGCAUCGCUCGCCGCCCACACAGCUGACGGUGGAGAACGUGCGUCACCAUGACCAGUUGAUGCAGGGCAGGGAGCAGGACCCCUCAGACCCCAAGGUGGCCAAGACGGGCAUCCUGAAGGGCGGGAAACUGUGGAAGAACGGUGACGGGAGGAAGACCAAACUGAGGGUGGAGGAGGAGGAGGCGGAGGAGCCGCGCCGCUCAGUGAGGUUCUCCGGGCGUGACGAGUACAGCCUGCUGGAGAGUCUGCCGCUGGACAAGAUCCCACUGGACGCAGCCAAUUCGGCGGCGUUGGCCAGGUUCAUGCCCAAGCUGCGGGAGCUGGGCGUGCUGUUGGGCGAGUCGCGCCACGACUGGCACCUCGAGCUGAGCCCGAUUAAAUCCGAGGCUGAGGGGGCAGCCGGAGCGGCCGACCAGGAGUCUCUGUCGGACGAGAAAGAAAAGCCGCCGUCGCCACAGAUGGACGACGAGCAGAUCAAGGAGUCGAUGCAGCGUUACGACGAGAUGCGGCGCCGCAUCGCCGCCGCUGAGGGACGCGACAACACCAGCGUGUGCAGCGACGAGUCAAAGAGUUCAUCUGACUCACAGUCCUCAGACUCCACUAUGACAGAGACGAGGAUCAGGCGGCUAGAAAACACUGACGUGGCCCACGUGGCCGGCGGGGUCAUGAGGAGCAACAGUGAGGUGCGUCGCGCGAUCGAACGCAAUGCUCUGCGGCGAUCCCUCAUCCGCGUCUCUGAGGCUCGCAAGAAAGACACCAACAAGAACGAUAAGAGUGAUAAGGGAGAGACUUCCCUCUUGGAGAAGCUCCGGUGGCUCACUGCCUCAGAAGAUGCUACUAACGGCAACUCUGAGCAAAAAGAUGAUGGCACGGAGGAGCAGAACGACGAAGAUGAUGAUGGGACUCAGGACCCGUCGAGAUCUAUUGACCCCAAAGUACAAGAGACAAUAGCACAAUAUCGCAAACUUGCAGAGAUGUUCAACAAGACCACGUCGCUUCGAGCCACGGAUAUCCUGGUGCCGGGCGACGUGCGGGAGUGGAAACUCAAGGCUGACCUCUUUCCCAGCCAAGCGGGCACGUCACUAGAGAUAGAGGAGGAGGAGGUGCCAGAGCCUCACUCGGGAUCGACAACGCCCACCGUGUACCAAGGCAUCAUCCCAGCCGUGUCCCUCGCUGACAUUUUGACGGACGAGGAGAACGACAAGCUGAUCUACAGCGGUGGCGUCAGGUACACCCGGGAAGGAACACUGCCAGUCAAGGACGAGGAAGAUGAGGAGGGCGAGCAGCAGGGUCCAUCGCCGGCAACGUCCACCGCAGAGGCCAGGAAGCAGUUCCUAUCACAGAUGGCAGGCCAGGCGGGGGCACCGCACGUCAGCGUCAACGGCAUAUCGGCAAUUCCCGGUGAACGAUCUUCACUCGCCUCUAAUUCUGACUCCUAUACUUUUGACGACAUCGAUGAGGCUCUUCACGACGACCGGUCUUCUUCUGUUCCCUCAUCUUCUCAGUCUUCGCCGCGACUGUCAGGCAAGAGCGAUGUGGACGGAGCGAGCACCACAGAGAGCGGCUACAGCAGCAAUGAAACCAACGGAGAGCUACAGGUACCCCUCAACGGGCUGCCCCUCAGCGUGGCGCAGCUUCAGGCACUUCCUGUCGGUGGCGUCGAUAUAGAUGAGUUAGCAGAGUUUGUGCGCCAAGAUGCAGGCCGCAUGGAACGUCUCCGCCGACGCUACGACGCAGGCGAGCUGGAGGACCACGGGUUCAGCCGCCGGCCAUCCGUAAGGGGCAUAAAACCUCGGUUUGGGUCCACCACAGACUUGCUGAAGCAGAUGGCAACGCAGCUGGCACCACCGACCAUGGCCCAGCCCGGGAUGUCUGGCUCCCACAUGACCUGGCCUUACCGGGACGUCGGGGACGAGGACGCCCAGCCCGCCCAGCGGCGGCGAGCGUCCCAGAACAGGGCGGUGCUCCCCGCCCUACAGGAGGACAUGCUUUACACCCCCACUUCAGACUUGUCUCCUCAGGGUGCGCUGCCCCCUCCUUCCUCAUCAGCCGCAGCCCCGGUCAUCACCCUCACGCACUCCAAGGCGCCGCGGGUGGUGCACGUGUACGCCAGCACGGGGGACCUCAGGGCCCCACCUCCUCCCCGGUUGUCUGGCCCACGAGAGUCUCCUCCGCCAGACUUGAUUCGUCCCGGUGGAGGUCCCAUGCCGAUGAGGGCGCUCACGCACUCCCUCUCCCAGCCGCUGCCUGAUACCUCGGGGCACGGUCUCAUGAUGGUGCCCCAGAUGCCUACCCCGGGGCUCACUGACCCCCACUACCCCUCGUGCAGGCGCCCUGCGUCCGUGCACGGCCACUUUCCCCCUGACGCCAUCGUGAUGCGAGGCGUGCCCCCUCCUCCUUCCGCUCGCCCUCACUCCUCGCUCUCACACUACCCGAACCCGAACCCGCGAGUUCCUGUCCACUACCACCCCUACGAGGACCCGCCGCCAACAAGGGCCCCUUACGAGAGCUCCCACCCUCCCCUGUCCCAGCGAGGCUCCUACCCGGGCACCAUUCCCGCGCCCCUCGGCGUUCAUUACCAGCCGCAGCUCGUCCCGCCGGACGCCAUCGGGUUUCCGCAGCCACCGCCCUACGGGUCUCAGCACCAGCACCCGCGGCCACCGACAGUCUCACCACGGGAGGGCGCCCCCUACACACGCACACAUCACUCCCAGGUGCAUCCGGGGCCUCAGACGUCCUCAAUGGUGGCCAACCCCGGCCAGCCGCACCAGUGUGGCCCUAGACAGGUGCGGGUGACAGGCGGGACGGCUGACCAGGCGUGCUCUCCCGCGUGGUCUCACCAGCAGCCUCACCCUCACAUCGCGCCGCCCUACGCCGUCUCUAGUCACCUCAGUUACACGACGCCCAUCGUGCCCGAGACCGUCAUGACCUCUCGCCCCUCGGGACCACCAGUUGGGGCUCCCUACAGACCUCCGAUCGGGCCUCCGAUUGGUCCUCCGAUCGGGCCACCGAUCAUGAAUGGCGGCGUGAGCAAACUAGAGGGUCUUCGGGACGAGCGAGGAGUGCCCGAGGGGGCUUCUUCCUCCCCGAGGGGACCUUUGGACCCUCAGUAUCCCCAGCACAGCUCCCCGACCAGGGACACCGGCCUCAUGCACCGCCAUCCGCCGCCCCUCAACAUGACCUGAGUGUUCUCCUUCUCAGCGGCGCCAGGUGUGACGCGACGCAAAGCUAAACACACCUGGCCGGGAGCUUUGGAUGUGCCCUACGACCCAGCGGAUGGCGGAUGGUGCGACCUGUCCAGCCCGGCACCGCGCCCCGCCAGCAGCGUCUCGCAGGGCACCGCCGCGGCUGCAGAAGGAAGUGUUUAUCCACGCGUUAACGGUGACGAGGAGGGACUUGUGGUGCCGGUGACGCCGUCGCCCUGUCUUCCGGGCCCCCGCGACAACACGCGUGUCGCCUCACUGCUCACCACCAGAUGUUGCCAAAACUUGCCGCGCCACGCAGCCAGCACACUCUUCCUCGCGCUGAGGGUCGAGACAAUCUACAAUGAUUUUCCUUAUUAUAGUUCAAGUAAUAAUCUAAUUAAUGUACCUAACAUGGUUUUACUGGUGUGUCUGUGACAAUACGUAGGUGUAUUUUACAGUUGAUGUGAGUGAAGAGUUUUUAUAGAAAACUGUAAAGUGCUCCCCAGACCCUGCCAGGGUAAGGGAAUAUUUUUAUCGUAGUUCUCGUGACUUGAACGUUCUCGCGGGAUGGUUCAGGUGCGGCGCGGCGGCUCAGCCCUCCCGCCGCUCGUAAGAUGGACCAAGUUUUCGUGAGCGAGUGUGUGUGUGUGUGUGUGUGUGUGUGUGGAAUAGUUAGAAGAUACGAUAAAAGACAAAACACUUGGGUUUUAAGGCGCCUCUCGAAUUCACUCUUCGCAGUCUUUGAGUUCGAUUUUGAGUCUUAAUUCCGAGAGUUGAAAAGGAAAGGAAUACUCGGCGUUUGAACGGAAGGGUUGAGCGUUUAAAGAAUACAUAUAUAUACUAAAAAGUUUCAUAAGCAUUAAAUAAAAAUAUAUAUAUAUAUGAAUAUAUACAUAGAUAUAAAUAUGUUUCGCUGGUGCAAUUAUCCGGCAUCUUUUCGCAGCAGAAUAUGUCGUGAUAAUUUUAGUUUGCGUCGUUCGUCACUUGUUUCGUUCCUUUAGGGUUUGCUGAGCAGUGUGCAAAGUGUCUUCCAGGCUUGAAGUGGCUCAGUGUGUAAGGAAGAGUCGGAGGAGAGGCGUGUGUCGGUAGAGGAUGAGGAAGGGCGAGGAGCAGGAGUGGAAGGCGGAAGAAGGGACAGAAUGCGGAAGAGAGGAAAUCGAGUUAAAAAAUAGAGAACGAAGGAUAAAUGGAGAAAGAUAUAUGAGGAAAAGAGGAGAGGGAGAGAGGCGAGAGGGAUUGUAAUGAAGAGAGAGGGGGAGAGAGAGAGAGAGAGAGAGAGAGAGAGAGAGAGAGAGAGAGAGAGAGAGAGAGAGAGAGAGAGAGAGAGAGAGAGAAAAUAAGGAAGUGGAGAAAGGAGACAGCAUGGAGUAAAUAUAUAUAGCUGUGAUAAUGAUGAGGAGUUAUUUUCUGCCUCCCUCUUUCCCCUUCCCCACCUCGUGAAUCACCGCUGACCCUCCCUCGAUCCCUUCCGACAUUCCUUCAUUCCCAGUCGACACUUACGCUCAGACCUGUUACCCUCCCUCACCUUCCUGGGCGACACUUCCUUCCUCACCUGAUAUCUUUUCUCAUUAGGUUUUCUCCCUUACCUGGCGUCUCCCCGACAUUUCAUUCCUUUCCCCUCCCUCCCCUUCCCUCCAUCCCUCGUUCAUCCUCCCUCCCAGGCUCUCCUCCACCCCUGGUCGCUGUCAAUCUACCUUGAGAUGUCACCGUAUUUUCCGCAUCGAGAAAAUAGAGUUGAAUCGUCUCAAGCGACGCUGGGCGAGGGGACAGAUGAAGAAAGUUUUAUUCUUUGUAUGACUAAUCUGUUGAACCCUCAGGGACGCUUCCAGAAACUUUUAUAUGAAAAUGUAAAAGAUAAAAGUUAUGCUGUUCCCAAUUUCAAAAUAUUUAUACGAAACAUUUAAGUAAGAGAUCCGAUUCUGUAUUCGUAAGAGAAUACACAAAACAUUAACGUUAAAAUUGGUUCUUGUGCAGCCACGCUGCUUAAUUACGAAAGAGGUUACACUUUGCGGAUGUUUAGUGGUUAGCAUGAUUGUGAGACGAUUGUCGCCGAGGCUGUGGCGGCUCCCUGGCCAGCCGGCGGGAGCCCUCACGUAGGGGGCGACGGGGGGACGUGUCCGUUGAGUGUGUCGUGUUCAGUGUGGUGGUGACAGUCCGCAGUAUUAACUAGAUGUACACUGAUUGACCUUUAGCUGGGGGGCGCUGCAGUGCCUCCCAAAGCAAGGCGGAGGGACCUCUGGGGGCCCGCGCCCCCAUGUGGCCACGCCGCGCCGUGCAACAGUGAGGAGCGAUGGCAUCUUUUUUUUUUUUUUCUUCUCGUUUUAUUCUGAAAAUUCCGUACACUCCUGACUGAUGUAAACACCGCGGCAGUGUGUGGCCGCCCCGGCCAGUGCUCGUCCUCGCCAGGCUGCUCUGCUGUCGCGGCCGCCGAGCCUCGUGCACCAGCAGCCGCGCGUCGCCGUGCCGGACGCGCACAACUUGCCUCAUUCCAACUUCGCAGCUUCUCAGAUGCUGAGCGAAUUUUCGUAUUUUUGGAUACAUAAUCAAAAAGUUACCAAAGACUAGGUUUAGGCUUCAUGCUGCUCGGAGAUGCUUGUGCGCAGGCGUGCCGCUGACACGGGCAGCGCCGGGCACCCCAGGCGCGUGUGCUGCACCCCCUCCCCACCCACCCGCUGUACACUCGGUCAGGCUUCGCAGUAGGGCACAGUCCGCACAACUUAGUUUUUACGCUCAUUUAAGCUCUCAGAUCCUUUACAUCUAUCGAUUUUUCUCCUGCUUACGUCACUGCCGCUUCCGUGCUGCUAAGGCCGCCAGUGUCCCACCGUGCCCGCCGCGGCGGAAGGCUGGCCGGGCCGCGGGCACCGGGCAGCGGCGCGUGGCGAGGUGCAGGUGGCCACGGAAGGACGUGCCAGGGUGAUGUCACAAUCAACUCGCUGCUGCUCAUAGAGUUCAUUUGUUUAAUUUUCAAUAUGUACUCGACAUUUAAAGCUUUGACUACAUGCACUGUACUCGACAUUUAAUUAAGGCUUUGACUACAUGCAAAAGGUAAGCAUAUUAACCCACAUUGAUAGACUACACAGCAUGUUUUGCCUCGUCCGGUAUUUUUAAUUUUCUCAGUUGUCAUGAGGUCUGGUUCCCGAGCACGCAGGACCUUUGUAUUAGAACAGUUCACGUGAGCUCUUCCAGGCUAGCACACCUUGUUUAUUUUUAAGGCACUAGGAAAGGUGCUAUAAUGUCUAACCAAUCAAAUGGACUGGUACUGGCAGGCCCUGGCCGUGGGCACGGGGCGGGUCGAGGCACUGGCCGGCGGAAUCCACCACCAGCGCCGCGCUGCUGUGUCGGCACACCCACUGAUGAGCCGCAGUAGUGACACUGGGGUAUUGUUUUGUUUCGAGUUUGGCGACAGUGAAUUGAUCCCAGACCAAGCUCAUAUUAUUGCUGUAAUCAAAAUAUUCAUAUUUAAAAGAUAAACUAAACCAUCUAGCAGCGGUUCGUUCCACUGUGUGGCCUUGACGCUGCCGGCGGCCCCGCGGCCCCCAGCGGCAGCAGCAGCAGUAGAGGGCGCCGCCGCGCGGAGGCCAGCAGGGCACCGCGCCGGCGGCCCCCGGCGGAGUAGCCUGACCAUCACGUUGCCAUAUAUUGUUAUAAAGCAUGAUUUUUAUUAGUUUAAACAAUAUGUUGUUAUAAUAUAAAAUGUUCUAUAUUUCGUGAGAAAAAGUACCGCGAAUGUUGCUAAAUGACGAGUGCUUGAGUGUGGCGGCUGGCGGGAGGCCGCUCCCCCAGCGCGGGUCAUGGCGAAGUCAUGCCAAAGAUGUAUUAUAGAUAGAGAUUAUAUACACUACAAUAAGACAUUUUAGCCUCCAUGGACGCUUUCUGUAACAUGUUAUCCUUACUUUACACCUCGGCGGCGGCGGCCCCCCGGCGGGGCGGCAGGACUUCCGCCUGGCGCCCCGCCGCCGUUGCCGCCGCCGCCGCCCUCCUCUCAGUAGACUAGGGACCGUCUUCGUCGAAGCCUCAUGUUACUGCGGACACAUGACGACAUAUUUUUCUUAGACCACAUUCCUUUACCUCGUGUCCAGCAGCCGAGGCAGUCGGUGGUGGCCGCUCGCUGUCUGAAUCCAGGGGGGGCGCCGCCCCUCUCUCCUUGUUCCGUUGUUACGCUCUGUCUGUUGACCAAUUCUGUCAUGGAAUGUACACAAGUUGUAAAUAUAUAAUGUAAUUUUGUUGUAAGUAGAAAGUAACACAUUUUUAUCAUGUGUUGUACAAAUGUACAAUCUUUCAAUUAAAAUAAAACCUUCUGCCAAGACUAUA
This is a messenger RNA of Eriocheir sinensis (Chinese mitten crab), 7785 nucleotides long. RefSeq names its product histone-lysine N-methyltransferase SETD1B-like. The transcript is spliced from 2 exons. The record is from RefSeq and is a predicted model, not a curated record. Bases 349 to 3474 code for a protein of 1041 amino acids. NCBI's taxonomy places the organism in Eukaryota, Metazoa, Arthropoda, Malacostraca, Decapoda, Varunidae.